Messenger RNA from Leptopilina heterotoma, 786 nucleotides. RefSeq lists its product as uncharacterized. Gene Ontology annotation, molecular function: catalytic activity. The record is from RefSeq and is a predicted model, not a curated record. NCBI's taxonomy places the organism in Eukaryota, Metazoa, Arthropoda, Insecta, Hymenoptera, Figitidae. The coding region runs from base 1 to 786 and encodes 261 amino acids. The transcript has a single exon.
AUGCAGUCUGCCAGAGAGAGAGGAGUGGAUAUACUGCUCAUUAGUGAGCAGUAUAAGAAGCAAGGAUUCUCAAACUGGUUUCAAGACUCAUCAGGUAGAUCAGCAAUACAUAUAUGUAAUCCGGAUAUCACCGCCGGUUCAUUCCUAGGUACGGACAAGGGGUAUGUUUGGGUGGAGAUGGCGGGUAUUCGCAUAUACAGCUGCUACUUCUCGCCCAACGACCCACUUGGAAAAUUCGACACCGAGAUUCACUCGCUUGAAGAGAGCCUGAGAGCUUUCGACGGGGAUGUCCUCAUUGCGGGAGAUUUCAAUAGUAAGUCGCCGGAAUGGGGGGAGACUCGUCUGGACAGGAGAGGAAUCUUGGUUUCCGAUAUGCUGGCGACGAAUGGGCUGGUGGUGUUAAACCGGGGCCACGAGUUCACGUUCAGGAGGGGAGAAUCAGGAUCUAUCCUUGAUUUAACAAUCGCAUCUCCUCGCCUAGCCCGCAGAAUAAGAGAAUGGAGGGUACUGGAUGAGGAAACAUUGAGUGACCACCAGUACAUAGAGUUUUUAGUCUCUAAGGGAAAACUUCGAGGACGAACCGCACCAAAAAAUGGUAGCAAGGGAGCCUCUUGGAACCUCAGGAGACUAAACAGGGAGAAGCUGGCGGAGUCCCUAGAAGAGUCGCGACUUAUUCGCAAGUCAAACUGGGUGAGGAAACCAGCUUCUUUAAAGGGUGUAGUGCGAGAGGCGAGGCGGGUGAUUGUUCGAGCUUGCAAUCACUCUAUGCCUCGCCGGCAGAAAUAA